Amoebophrya sp. A25 is the source of this 3583-nucleotide messenger RNA. Lineage: Eukaryota; Dinophyceae; Syndiniales; Amoebophryaceae. The record is from the annotation of a GenBank genome assembly.
CCGUGGUUGAAGAUUGCGUGGUCGAAGAUUACUCCUGCUCGCCGUCGUCAUCAUCAACGUCAAGAGAGCACCACCAACACGACAAUAUCAACGUGGAAUGCACUUCGUCGUCAUCCUCGCCGCCAACGAAUCCCCACUGCAGCCAUGAUAGAAGAGAUACUGCGAGUUGUCUCCCAACGAGAGCCCAAUGCCAUACUAAGACAACUGCGAGAAGUCUCCGUGAUGCCAGCCCAGUUCACCUAGAGUUGUACCCUAGUAACAACCCCAGUUCUUCCAGGAUAGUGAACAAGAGUUCAUCCAGUGGGCCAGGACCAUCUACCAAGGAUAUGAUUUAUGGCUUUGGUGUUGGUCGCUGUCAAGGAGCUUGACGAGCACUUCAUCAACACCAAUUAAAAUUAUUUCUCACAAUAAAGGACAAUUCUUCAAGAUGUAUAAGCACAGUUUACUUUUACCUUAUUAGACUUCUUUGCGCGUUCAUCUAAACGAAAAGCUCAGAAUCUUUUUCGACUGAUGUUGCUGCUGGUGAAAAACGAGCCGGCUCACCCUUUGAAGCCACAGCGUCAGGAUCAGGUCUAGAAUGGCACGACUUCCGAUUUCUACUAGACUUCGCCGACGACUUCGACUUACUUAUGAUAAGGAUGCUCAUGCAUCCACAUCCAUGCAUAUUACAUAAGCCUUCUUUAUACUUAACUUUUUUUGCGUACUACUCAGCAGGAAAAGGAAUGCGAGGUUGAUCUAACAGUAAUAAAUCGUGCGGCUUCCCUCGGCUGAUUUUGGAUUUAUGUGAAAGGCGACUUUUUAUUCUUAACCAACGCUCAUUCUAAUUUUUGCUAUGCAGAAGGUAGCUGCAAGACCCUUUGCGUCCGGACAGCUUUUACGCGCUGUGUGCUGGAACCGAGGCGCGCUCUUUUCCUUGCCCCCUCUCCGGUUUGUCAUUUUCCUUCCACGACAUACAGUACGAGUUAUGGCACAUCCUGCUGCUGUAGGCAAUACUUUAUUGUAAAUUUACUAGUUUUUCACAAUCACAACUAGAACCAGCACGAGUUGUGCUUGUCAGUCAAUAGUAAGGGUUUCCAUUUCGUGGCUUCCAUUUGGAAAACUUCAAGUGGUCUUAGGCAACCUGCCGAAUAGAUUCACAUCAUCAGUCUCACUGUGUAUCGCGUUUGUCGCCAAUCUUACCCUAUAAUGAUCAUUCACCUUCCUUCUCUAACAUUCCAGCUCGACUCCAACAUCUUCCAGUUCAACAACGAAACUGACCGUACAACAUGGAGGGAACGAAUCUUGUUUGGUAUGACGGAGGGUUAUCGACAUUUUUCAGGAUUGCCAUCUUGAACAAUUGGUCCAAUGUUGGUUACAAGAUGAAGUUGUCACUCGAAUGGGUUACUGACUUGGGAGGUCUCUUGUUCUCCUGUGUGUGUGUGUGUGUGCGUCAUUCAUUCCGAAUAAGUUCAUUCAUUCAUUCUUCGGUCUUUUUCUCUGCGAGCUUGAGCAGAUAUUCAAGCGAGGUCACCAACGGCAGAGACGCUCAGAAACCGAUCUUCAUCGUGGAACCUGUGAAAAUAUCGCAUGCGCCACAGGAAGUCCCCUUGAUUACACUGACAGCUCAUCUCCGGAACUUCUUUGUUCCGCUACUUCACCGUGUGCUGCUGAACAAGGUAGACGAGACAAAGAAGAAGACCCUGCAUCACACCUCCAGAACAAUAGUUCGUUCCAUUUUGCGUCCUUCAUCCUUGAGGCUCUUGUCUGCGCUUCCACUCAACUGCUGCAAACGCAGUUUUCAGCUCUCGCGACGCAUAUCGAAAGCAGCUUAGCAGACAUAGUUGCUAGCGCCGAUGAGGAGUCUAUAUUGAGACUUUUUCCCUUACGAAGCGCUCUACGGGAAAUCCAAGAUCAGGUUAGCAAAUUGCGCAAUGUUAAGGCUAGUACCGGUGAAGCAUCCUCAGCGCCAUCCUUGGCCUCUUUUUCAACAGGGAAGAGGGCCCAGGGAGAGCUCGGGGAUGCCACGCGGCAGCUCUAACAAUGGUCUUUCCGGAUACCAUGAACGGGAAGAUGAAGAACAACAACUCGGAUCAUUUGCUGGCACGGAAGACGUUUGCCGAUACUGGUUUUUGGAGGUACUGCAAGUAGAAGUAUUUUUCUUUUUGUUUGAUCGUUUCAUCGUGAUAAACUUAAACAUGAACAUCAUGAAAUGAAUCUAUACUAGAAGAGGCCUAGCUGCUGCUGAAACCCUCCACAACCUUCACAAUGUGAGAGUCCCACUUCUAAUCAAACAACAGUCCCGCGAAUUAUCCUCCGAAAUAGGCGAAUUGCUAAAAACCAUCGACGAGACGUCUAAGUUUCUGGAAGCGAGUAUGGACGCUAGGCGCAACCAACUACUACGUAUGGAGGUUACAUUGGACGUGGUAGCUGUAGUCUUCUCUUUCGGUGCGCUGGUCAGUGGGAUCUUCGGCAUGAACUUGAAAUUAUGGCGUUUCGUUAUAUUACAGUAGACAAGACAUUCUUGUUCAUGUCCUUCAGCUAUACCUACAACUCAUCUCGUCUAAUGGCAUCUGGAAUGGAAGAAACGCCUGGCAUGUUUCCAGCUGUCAUUGCUAUGAUAUGCCUCGUAGGUUGUCUGAUGGCCUUGGGGUGUGCGGCUUAUUACGUCCGAAACAAGCGACAUCGCGUAUACCAUCGAAUCUACAAACGGUGUAGCUUGUAUUAUUCGAAGAAACUUUAUUGAUUUGAUGACGGGUUUGAUGGUGCUAGAAGUUUUAUGCUGAAGAUUUUGGUUUUGCGCAGCGAAUUUUUCAAUUCAGUAGUGUUGUCUUCUCUCUUCAACUUCAGGUCCUCAUAAUAUAGAAGAUGAUCAAUAUUUUCCUGAUAUUCGUAUUUAGUGAUGUUAAGUGUUCAACAUAAUUGGUGUCACCUCGCUCGCAUUCCUUCAUUUUGCGCAACAUGCAGUAGUAGGUAGUACUACAUGCUUGAUUUUGAUUCCACAUUACCUCCUCCUCCGACCGUCAUCCUACAGUGGAUCUUCUCGUUGACCCUCGCUCAGGAUGUGUAAACUUCUGUCUGUGUAUUUGGUUCUACUUCUCGACUGCACUUUGACUUCUAGAUAUCUGUGACGUCGAGAGACGAACGCGAGCUGAAGAGUGAAGCAACUCUGUAUGCCAUCCUCCCUUUUGGUGCCUUGAAUAAGGACAAGAUGGCGUGGAGAUCUAGCACACGUUACAGAGUUACUGUUGAUUAUGGCAAUCUAUCAUGUGCAGCUACUAGAAGUACACCAGUUACUUAUAAACUUUCCGUUUACCGAUUACUAUCUCCUGUUCCAGAAGAACGGCUAAGAAUUACCUGUGCUGAAGGAAAGCAGUUUUUCUUUUCAUAGACGUAGAAGUAAAUGAUCAUACAACCUCGUCCACCUUCGCUAUGUAAAUGGUUCAUUGACUUCGAAUUCUCAACGUUGGUUCAUCUCGAAUGUCUCUCGAUAAUGAUGAAAAUUUGGACAAACAUCUCAUCCAAAUCGCAAAAGAGAGUCCCGUCGUUCAAUUACUAGCACUUCAGGAAGCAGAUGGAGGUGGAGGGUGAGAUGCUGAAGAUGGUG